GCAUGGGCAAUACCAACUCCCCAAACACACCUGCCAUGCCAGCGUGUGGUCUCCAUAACCCUGUCAGUCCUUGACCUCUCUGCUGAGAGUGCCACCCCCCUGGCCAGCUGCCAGGAUGCUCCGCUGAGUCUGAAGUUCCUUGCAAAACCUCUCCGCUGAGCCUGCUAGGUCUGGAAUUGUCCAUGAUGAGCCCAGCCGGGGGACCAUAAUCUGUGCCUCGUCUGCACCAGGGUUUCACAGCGAGAUCGCUGGCUCCGUGUAAACCCACCUGUUGCUUGCAGUGCGGACAAAGCCGCACCAGGGCUGAGAUGCUUGACACGGUGGUGGAAGACGGCGGGAGGCUGAGGAAAAAGUCAGAGCAUAAGGGGCCAUCUAGUCACAGCGCGGAGCCAGCUGAACCCGUCAGACAGUGCGCUGGCCCGGCAUGUUUUUAUUACUUGCUAGGUUUAUCUCUAGUGCAUCUAUUUCACUGUCCUCUAGGGCCGUGGCUCUUGACCUUUUUUCAUUGGUGGACCUUUAAAAAAUUUCAAAUGGAGGUGCGGACCCCUUUGGAAAUCUUAGCCAUGGUCUGCGGACCCCUGGGUUGAAAACCACUGUUCUGUGGUAACAACCACCUUUCACAGACCCCCUUAGACAUAGUCUGUGGACCACAGGUGGAGAACCACUGCUCUAAUGGAAGGAACAGGAGCUCUGCACCUGGGCGAGAUCCCAUCUGCCCUCCAGUGGCUGCGGAUAACGGCAAGAAGCCCUAAACAUGGCAGCUUCACCCAUCGCUGCUAGCAGGAGUAAUAAUCUCCAGGCCGGAGACUUUUAUGAACCAAGAAACUUUCCUCUUGCUAAACCUUCCAGGCCAGCUGGACCAGAAGCUCUGAUUUCACAGCCCCUCGUGUGGGCAGGUUUCCGGGCCCGCCAUCAGUGGUGAGGCGCGAGAGCAUCACCGGGCACUUCUGUGCUCCCCACGAGGACGAGGCGAUGGUCAGCUGCGGCUUGGACCAAAACCAGUUUGUCAUUUCCGACAGCGAGUUCCCUGGCUCCACCAGGAUCCUUCUGAAGAGACCGUCCUUUUGUCCCAUCAAGCACCUGGAGGAGAGGCAGGCUGCCGCGCUGCCAGAGGCGCUCCGAGGCCGUGGGGUAGACGUGGGGGUGGCUGUCGUACUGCAGUCCGUUGACAGGAGAGUCUUGCUCACACGAAGGGCCAAGAAUCUCAGCAUCUUCCCCAACAUCUGGGUGCCCCCCGGUGGGCACAUGGAGCCGGACGAACAGUUGCUGGAGGCGGGCCUGCGGGAGCUGCAGGAGGAGACAGGCUUGCGGCUGGAGCCGGGCGGGUUCUCCUGGACGAUGCUGGGCCUGUGGGAGUCCGUGUACCCGCCCACGCUGAGCAGGGGGCUGCCGAGGCGGCACCACGUCGUCGCGUACCUGUUGCUGCUUUCCACCGAGAGUCACCAGCAGCUGCAGACGAGGAUCAAGGCGGACGGGAGCGAGGUGAGUGCCUACGCCUGGCUGGAACCCCACGUUCUGGAGUGUAUCGCGGCUGUCGAGGACGGAGCAGAGAACAUGGGGCACGUGCCCAGCAACCUCCCCCCAACCAUCAAAGCCACGGAGCUGAGCGGGGGCUCGGCCCAGCCCACGGAGCUUCCUACUGCGACCUUCCUGAACACAGCACCUGCAGCGGGGGAAGAUGUGGAGCGGGUCAGCACUGGGACCAGGUUUGCCCUGCAGCUCUGGUUAGACACCUUACCGUGCGAGACAAGUGAGCAGCGAAAUCCCAGGCCCCGGCCUCCCCGCAGGGCAGACAGCUGGGGAGCGGAGCGGCCGCCUCAGUGCUGAGUGGCCGGUGAAGCAGGUCGGCUCCGUCACCACCGCCGGCCCUCGGACCUGGUUUUACCAAGCACGGCUGCCGAGGCCUGCCAAGAAUGAAGUUCCUUCUCACCGCUCCAAGCCCUAGCAGGAAGGGAAGGCAGGGAGUGGGGUCGCUCUCUGGCCCUCCCUCCUACGAAGGAAGCGACUGACAGGUGGUUGCAGCCCCUUAUGAAGGGAAGGCACGUCCUGAAUGGACUAGGUGGGAGUGCCAGCACUAAGCCCAAACCCCGGCUGCCUAGGACGGGGGGAGGUAUUCACUGUCUUGGAAGCCAGAGUGUGGACAGACACGUCAAGUAACAUUAGAAUAACCACCCCUGCCCUAGCCAUCCAAGUGUCUUGCUUAGCCAAAGGGGGCACUGAAGAGACAGUGUGUGUCAGUGGUUUGAGCUCAGGACUGCAAGCAAGGAACUCCCGUUCCAAUUCCGCCUUCCACUGACUACUUCAUGGCUCUGCCUCAGUUUCCCCUUAUGUGAAAUGGGGCUAACUCACCCUUCUCCCCAGGUCCCAGCCGCUCAAAUCCAGCUUGAACAGAGUUCUGCUCCACCAGUAACUGACACCGGCACAGUGGGGGGUGUUUUGAACUUUAUUAUCUAAAAGGUAGUUUGCAUAUACAGAAGUGUUGCAAAUAAUAAAACAGCUGGAUAUCAAA
This is a messenger RNA of Chelonia mydas (Green sea turtle), 2509 nucleotides long. RefSeq names its product nudix hydrolase 17 (gene NUDT17). The record is from RefSeq and is a predicted model, not a curated record. Gene Ontology annotation, cellular component: cytosol. Gene Ontology annotation, biological process: NADP+ catabolic process; NAD+ catabolic process. The transcript is spliced from 8 exons. The coding region runs from base 973 to 1827 and encodes 284 amino acids. Gene Ontology annotation, molecular function: NADH pyrophosphatase activity. NCBI's taxonomy places the organism in Eukaryota, Metazoa, Chordata, Testudines, Cheloniidae.